Messenger RNA from Desarmillaria tabescens, 1278 nucleotides. RefSeq names its product stretch-activated Ca2+-permeable channel component-domain-containing protein. Gene Ontology annotation, molecular function: calcium channel activity. Gene Ontology annotation, biological process: calcium ion import across plasma membrane. Lineage: Eukaryota; Fungi; Basidiomycota; Agaricomycetes; Agaricales; Physalacriaceae. The transcript has 5 exons. The coding region runs from base 1 to 1278 and encodes 425 amino acids. The record is from RefSeq and is a predicted model, not a curated record.
AUGUUCCCGGAGACCCUUUGGUGCCUUCUCAAUGUCGCCAUUGUCAUUGCACAAACAAGACGGCAGCUUUCUCUGAACGACGUGUCUUCGUUUGAUGAAUCGUCGACAUUUACCCUACCGGAAUCAAGCAACCUCACAGUUUCAGUCGCCUUGUGUUCUUCAGCCUCCUCUGCUCGUUUUUUUGUCACAAAUACAUCGGCAGACGCAGAUGAUCCUGGACUCGGUGGCGGUACCGACGUAUACGAAAUAUUACUGAAUGAGGGAUACGGCAACUUCGCGGGUGUAUUUACGAAUGGAGGUGUAUUGGCGGCGGAGAAUACCAGCGACGUUACCUUCGAAGUGGGCGUGUCAGAAAGUGGACCAAUGCAUAAAAUUUUAACCGACCCUCCAUCACUGGGCGAUACCACAGCAACCCAGGCUAUCAUAUUUUCUCCCGUUUUCUUGGAAGCAGACUCAGAAGUGCCGACCUACCCAAACUACUCUCUACCAUCUGCGAACCUCUCGAUCCCUACAAUACCUCCCACGUCCAAUAAUUUCUCGCUGAUUUUCUCAGAGACGUCAGGAUCUAGUCCACUGACAUCCAAAUUGCAGACAGGCUGCGCGUUACGAAGUCAAAAUUCCACUGGAAACAUUGUUAAUCAGACCUUUUGGCUUCCAAAUGAAGAUGGUUGGCGAACACAGUGGAUUAUUGACGAUUUGACGCCUGCAACAAAUUAUACCGCCUAUGUUAUAAUUGACAACACCGUCGUCAGUGGACCCAUGUACUUUUUAACAAAAUCUGCCCUAGAGUCUUUCUCUUGUCCACUAUUAUCCAACCUGCCCUAUUGUCCCCAACAUCGCGUAUGCGGUCCCUCUCUCCCAACCAUCCCCGCAAUCAACCUACGACUUCUACCAAUCUCCCUUCACAAAUCUCAGAUUCCCCUCAUAUCCUCAUUGACCAACUUCACUAUAACGCUUACGACCUUUGCCUGCGGCCGCGAUGACUAUUCGCCUCUUGUGUCUUGUAAUGAUUGUCAGCGGGAAUAUCGGAGAUGGCUAUGCACCAUCAGCUUCCCCCGCUGUGGAGAGGCAAACUCAAAUAAUGGGACCAUAGUGGCUUCCGAUGGUGCUCAAAAGCGUUGCAAUGCUGCUGACCGAGCUUGUCCAAGCUUCCUUGGCUUUCGAUGUCCAACGGAGCAGUUCAAUGCUUCAAGCAGCUACGGUACGGGUGUAGAGGGCGAAGGAUCUUCGGGGACUUCGCAGGAUCGCUAUGGGAAUGUUUGGUGUAACUAUGGAUAA